CGGGCGACAGCCCUACAGCUGUAAACGCCGCUCAGCAGCAACAGCAGCAGCAACAGCAGCAGAAACGGCAACAUGGAUGGCUGGGCGAGUGUAGCAGCAGCAGCAGCAGCAGCAGCGGAAACAGCAGCAGCAGCAACAACACCAGCAGCAGCAGAAACAGUAACAGCAGCCGUAACAGCAAAAGCAGCAGAAACAGCAGUAAAAGCAGCAGCAGCAGUAGCAGCAAUAGCAGCAGAAGGAGCAGCAGUAAUACACACAGCAGCAGCAGAAGUGACAGCAGCAGCUGCUGCAGCAAGUGCUGCAGCAGGUGCUGCAGCAGAACGUCAGGGGCCCCUACGGCGCAGCCACCAUCAGAGCAGCUAUGCGAACAACAGCAGCAGCAGCAACAGCAGCAGCAGCAGCAGUCGCAGCAGCAGCAGCAGCAGCAGCAGCAGCAGCAGCAAGGACAGAAUCCCCUGCUGCCAAAUGUACGCAACGCUGCGUUGCUGCUGCUGCUGCAGCAGCAGCAACUCAACCAUCUCCAGACAGCUGUGCUGCGCCAACUGCAGCAAGACAACCCGCCGCAGCUGCAGCAAGAGGCGCUGCGUUUGCUGCUAAUGCAGCAGGGGCAGCAGCAGAGCAUGCAGCAGCAGCAGCAACAACAACAACAACAGCAGCACAACCCGUAUCAGCAGUCGCUGCAGCAGCUGUUACAGACUCCAAUGCUGAUGCGGCAGCAGCUGCUGCAACAGCUGCUGCUGCAGAUGCAAAAGCCAGAAGCGCAACAGCAACAGCAGCAGCAGCAGCGGCAGCAGCAGCCGGUUAUGCCUUCGACAGCUGCAGCUCCAGCAGCAGCAGCUGCAGCAGCAUUCCAUAGUGGCGCUGCUGCAGCAUUCGCAGCAAGAGCAGCAAACGCAGCAGCGGCUGCUGCUGCAGCUGCUGCAGCUGGCAGGCGCGCUGCUUCUGGUGAAGCAAAUGCAGACCUAAAGGCCGCUGCUGCUGCUGCUGCUGCUGCUGCUUCUGCCCAACAGCAGCGGAAGCAGCAGCAGCAGCAACAACAACAGCACCGACCGAACACAGGCCGUUCUGCUGCUGCUCCUGUUACGAUUGUCGUCAGCGACGAUGAUUCCAGCAGCAGCAGCACGGAGAGCAGCAGCAGCAGCAGCAGCAGCAGCAGCAGCGGUGAGGAGGACACGGCAGCGUUCGGGUUGAAUCGCUGCCGCAAGAGGAAGCAGCAACCCACUGCAGUUUCUGCUGCUGCUGCUGCUGCUGCUGCGCGGUACCGCCGCAUUGCUGCUGUUGCUUCAGCAGCAAGGGCCCUGCCAGCACAGAAGGCUGCUGCAGCAGCAACAGCUGCUGCUGCUGCUGCAGCUGCUGCAGCAGCAAAGGCUGCGUCGCCGAUUCAUGCUUCAACAGCAGCAGCAGCUGCUGCUCCUGCUGCAUCACCUAAGGCAUCUCCUGUGGCUGCUUGUUUCCGUGCAUCGCCGCUUGCUGCUGCUCGCGCUGCAGCAAUUGCUGCUGCUGCUGCUGCUGCUGCUGCAAGUGCUGCAGGUAGGCAGCAGACCAAGGGAAAACAGAGCAGCAGCGCAGGUGUCGUGAUUGACGUUGAAGGAGACGCAGCAGCAGCAGCUGCUGCUGCUGCUGCUGUGAAUAGCGAAUCUCCCGUUGCAGCAGCAGCAACAGCAGCAGCAACAGACCGCGCAGUAGCAGCAGCAGCUGCUGCAGCAGCUGCUGCUGCUGCACCUUCUCGUAAUCAGAGAACAGCCUUCUCUCCUCGAAGGCCCAUCACCGCAGCAGCAGCUGACUGCGUCAUUCAUGGAAGCAGCAGCAGCAGCAGCAACAGCAGUAGCAACAGCAGCAAGGCAACGACACGCUGCCGCGACUGCCUCUAUGUGAUUGCGACCUUCAGCGCCUUCUGCCGCUGCCCCUCAAAGCAGCAGCAGCAGCAGCAAGACGGGAGUGAGUCGAGCCGCAACAGCAGCAGCAGCAGCAGCAACAACAGCAGGCGUAUCCGUGGUUCGUUGACGCGUCUACAGUGGAGCGCGGAGUCUGCAGCAGCAGCAGCAACAGCAGCAGCAGCAGCAGCAGCAGCAGGGAGAUCCGUGCCGCCUUUGCUGCGAGGGUGGAGGGCCCAGCUGCGGUGUACAGGGGGACAUUGCUUCUGGAGAGACUUCAGAGAACUCAAAGCAGGACUCUGGUCUGCUGCUGCUGCUGCUGCUGCUGCUGCUGCUGUUAAGGCUGCUGCUAAUGCUGCUGCUGCUAAUGCUGCUGUUAAUGCUGCUGCUGCUGCUGUUAAUGCUGCUGCUGGUGCUAAUGUUGCAAAAUACUUCUGCUAA
Eimeria acervulina is the source of this 2315-nucleotide messenger RNA. RefSeq names its product DnaJ domain-containing protein, putative. The annotation marks the transcript as partial. The transcript has 4 exons. Lineage: Eukaryota; Apicomplexa; Conoidasida; Eucoccidiorida; Eimeriidae. The record is from RefSeq and is a predicted model, not a curated record.